UUCUCGCGCGCAUGUGUUAAAUCAGAUGAAAAAACCCGGCAAAAUAAUCUGGAAAGUUGUUACUCAUUCAACAUUCAAACCUUUUCCCAAUUGCAUUAAAACUUUGUAGAUCAUGGAAUAUGAGAGUGAAUCCACAAUUUGUGGCAUAUGUGGAAAUUUCGACAAGUUAGUAACACUCAACACACCAGAGCAACUCUUAGUCAGAGAAGUCUUCAAAUGUAUUUCUCUACACCCUCGCUCUGCCAAAGCCUGCGACCUCUGUAUGCAUAAACUCUACAAUUUCAAAAAUUUCCUCAAAGAAAUCAUCCUCAACCAAGCCAAACUCCAGAAGACUCAUGAAACAACAAUGCAACAGGACCCAAAUAAAAGCCAAGAUGAGACAAACGAACCCCACACCGAUAAAUACAACUGCAAAUGCUCCAAUUGCCAAAAAAAAUUCGGCAGUUUACCCCUUUUAGUCCAAGUCAUUGAACAAAACGAAGAUAAGACUGAACCAUUGCCAUCCACAAGUCGUGAUUUAUCUCCGAGAACUAGUAGAAAAACCAUGAAAUGCACACAUUGUGACAAAACUUUUAGUCAUAAAGGUGAUUUGAAUAAGCACGUGCGAACGCACACGGGAGAACAACCGUUUUCCUGCUCCGUCUGUGAUAGAAAAUUUGCACACACGUCGAAUCUAGCGAGGCAUUUGAGGCUCCACAGCGGCGAUCGGCCCUUUACUUGCGAAAACUGCAACAAACAUUUCAGUCGGAAGGACAAAUUGGACCUGCACCGCAGGAGCAAAAACUGCAAGAAAACCAGCUAACCACGCCUGCACCCACAUUUAAACAAAGUACAAUUUUAUUACCUUUUUUAUCUAAACGUUUAAUAAUUUUCUAGUUUAUAUACUAUCUGCUGUGUAAAUAUUAAAUACAUGUUUCUGUAAAUUUAUAAAA
Tribolium madens (black flour beetle) is the source of this 932-nucleotide messenger RNA. Its product is annotated as oocyte zinc finger protein XlCOF2-like. Bases 113 to 802 code for a protein of 229 amino acids. The record is from RefSeq and is a predicted model, not a curated record. Gene Ontology annotation, molecular function: DNA-binding transcription factor activity; RNA polymerase II cis-regulatory region sequence-specific DNA binding. Lineage: Eukaryota; Metazoa; Arthropoda; Insecta; Coleoptera; Tenebrionidae. Gene Ontology annotation, biological process: regulation of transcription by RNA polymerase II. The transcript has 2 exons.